Molecule: messenger RNA, 3483 nt
Organism: Lytechinus pictus (painted urchin)
Lineage: Eukaryota; Metazoa; Echinodermata; Echinoidea; Temnopleuroida; Toxopneustidae
Product: UDP-xylose and UDP-N-acetylglucosamine transporter-like
Exons: 11
Coding region: 121-1143 (340 amino acids)
Biological process (GO): transmembrane transport
Cellular component (GO): endoplasmic reticulum membrane; Golgi membrane
Molecular function (GO): UDP-xylose transmembrane transporter activity; UDP-N-acetylglucosamine transmembrane transporter activity
Source: RefSeq, a predicted model, not a curated record
CCAAUAGAGGGCAGUGGUAUUUUACGGGUCUGCAGCAGACGUGGACGACAGGAUCGAUCCGACGAGCUCUGGCAAUGUGUGCAUGACUUUGGACUGAAACUGUAGCACAAGGAAACAGACAUGGCGUAUAGUAUGCAUGUUUAUAUGGCCAUGGCCAUGGUGUUCAUAGGAUGUGGUGCUAAUGUGUUCUUCUUGGAGCUUAUAGUGAGUGAAUAUCCUGGGAGUGGAAACAUCAUUACUUUUGCCCAGUUUCUCCUGAUAGCUGUAGAAGGAUUUGUUUUUACCUCUAAAUUUGGGACAAAGAGACCUGUUAUCCCUUUCAAGAACUACUUUAUAAUGGUGGCAUUCUUUUUCUCAACAAGUGUUGUGAACAACUAUGCUCUCAACUUUAAAAUAUCUGUUCCUCUUCAUACUAUCUUUAGAAGCGGAUCUCUCAUAGCAAACAUGGCUCUUGGUAUAAUCAUCUUACACAAACGAUAUGCUCCUUCCAAAUAUAUGGCUAUAUUCAUGAUAUCAGCAGGAAUCUGUCUGUGUACCCUUAUGUCGGCCAAGAACAUAGGUAAUGAAGAUCAACCCAAAACGGAAGGAUUUGACUCCACGUCAGAUUUCAUGUUGUGGAUAAUAGGUUUGUGUAUGUUGACCUUUGCCCUCUUCCUGUCUGCUCGCAUGGGAAUCUUUCAAGAGACGCUUUACAAGGCCCAUGGCAAACACCCCAGGGAAGCCCUCUUCUAUUCACAUGCAUUGCCUCUUCCUGGGUUUCUCCUAAUGGGUAGAGAUAUCUAUCAUCAUGCUGUAAUGUAUAGUGCUACAGAACCUAUUGUGGUCGGUCUUGGAAUAGCUAUACCAAAGAUGUGGCUUUAUCUAAUUGGAAAUAUGCUUACACAGUAUAUAUGCAUACGCAGUGUGUUCAUCCUGACCUCGGAAUGCCCGUCUCUCAUCACCACCCUAGUCGUCACCCUCCGCAAGUUCAUAAGCCUCGUUGCUUCCAUCAUCUUCUUCCAAAACCCUUUCACCCUGUGGCAUUGGGUAGGAACCACCAUGGUGUUUGGUGGUACCCUUCUUUUUACUGGUGUCCUCCAUCAGUUGAAGGAUGCCAUCUUUGUGAGGCCACCACCUGCAUCUCAAGACAAGAAGACUGAUUAACAAUUGAGCUUCUUGAUGAAACUGUUAUUAGAUUUUAAUUAGCAUUAUGGUGUUUGGUGAUAACCUUUUUACUGGCGCCCUCCAUCAGUUGAAGGAUGUUAUCUUUGUGAGACCACCACCUGCAUCUCAAGACAAGAAGACAGAUUAACAAUUGAGCUUCAUGGUGAAACUGUUUUUAGAUAUUAUUUAGCAUUAUGGUGUUUGGUGGGACCCUUCUUUUUACUGGUGUCCUCCAUCAGUUGAAGGAUGUCAUCUUUGUGAGACCACCACCUGCAUCUCAAGACAAGAAGACAGAUUAACAAUUGAGCUUCAUGGUGAAACUGUUCUUAGAUUUUAGUUAGCAUUAUGGUGUUUGGUGGGACCCUUCUUUUUACUGGUGCCCUCCAUCGGUUGAAGGAUGCCCUCUUUGUAGGACCACCACCUGCAUCUCAAGACAAGAAGACUGAUUAAUGGUUGAGCUUCUUGCUGAAUGUGGUGCCUUAUUUCCUUAACAUACUCAUUGUAAACCGUUUACUUAUGCUACAUAAGUACAUGAAUAGUGGCAGUUAGUGCUGUAACCUGCAAACGAGAACCCGACCCGUACCGUCCGGUAUAAUCCAAUGAUUUGCAGGUGGGACCCGCUGACCCAUCGGGUUGGAACCUGGAGUUUGAAUCACAUAAUCUAGGUCUACCAUGGGCACUCACUCAAUCACAUGUGUUCACCAUGACAUGAGAUUCUAUCCUCACUUUAUACAGGCUCACAUCAGGAAGAGAUAUUCCAACUAAGCUAGAAUGAAUUCACUUCCAAAAUCACUGAUUUAACUUUAAUCCAGAGUUCUGGGAGUGACAUUGUACCACGAAAUGGGUCUGCGCCAAUCUCAUAAGCAUUGUGCAAUAAUUCUCGGAGCCAAUUUAAGAAUCACCGAUUGCAACAGUGAUCAUUACUAUUUACGUGUCAUACGCUGGUACACAAUGUGCUGCAAAAACAAGCUCCUCAAAUUGACAAUAAAAUAAUGAAAAAUCAAUGAAUAUCUUCAGCGGCAGUAUGUGUGACGUAUAUGGUAGGCACUUUUGAGGCUAAUGUACGUUGAUGCGGUAUUUGGUGAACUGAGCUCACGGGCCCACACAAUGUUCACAAGACAAAAAUAUAUCAGUAAUUUUUUUAAGGAAGCAUAAGCAUCUCUAAAAGAAUCUACCACGUAAGAAACACAGGAUCUUGAGUAAUCCGAACUCAAUUUAUUUCGUUUGUGUGUUUUGAAUAUUUGUAUAUGUGUCAUAACUUCUCCCUUUGUCAUACCUACGCUACAGCUACGGUCUGUGGAUUUGAAAAUGAACUCGGCCUGACCUGCAACCCACAAUGGGGGCAUACCGGCAGGUUACCCCAUACCACAACUGGUAUGGUUUACAACACUAGUGGCAGUAGUUUACAGUUUUACCCUUAACUCUUUAUGGAAUGCAGCUCUAUGGGCUUUGUUAGGUCUAUUGUUUGGUGCCAAAAGUUGACAAAGUGCUUACUCCUUUGAAACUUACACUAGAUAGUACUGUAUCAACUCACAUCCUUAAUCGAUUGGUAUAAAUAUGUUGUAUCACAUGAUUACCUUUUGAACAUUAGUACAGCAAGAUUUCUAGUAUAUGAAAUAUAAAGAUUGUAUCACUCAUUGACAGAGUUUGAUGAUUUUAAGGAGAAAUUAAACCAUUGUAAUUGGUUGAGUGAAUGAAAAUGUUCGAUAUAUUGCAUAAGAGAAUACAGAAGACAAUUUGAGUGUGCCUACUUUGACUCAUUUUUUUGCUAACCACUGACAUUAUUUUGUGAAUGUCACUUUUUCGUGAAACUGAGCAAAAAGUGAAAAGCCAUGCAAAAAUUUCUCAUUUGACAUGCAAAUUUGAUGAAAUUUUAUUGAUAUACUAAUUUAUUCAUUUGAACCCAUUGUUGGGAUGGACCUUGUUAUUUCUCUAGUGCAAAAUCAUGUUCUAAAGUCGACACAAAUCUCUAACAGAGCAAAUAAGGAGAACUUCUAUUCUAUCUUCAUGAGUAUGGUGGGUGCUUGGGCUGCCAGCUAGCUCAGCUGGCAAUUCUGAAAGUGCUUCUCAGACAUCACUGCGCAUUAUCAUAACAUUGAGCACUUAACCUCAAAAGUGUCUUGGUCGGGUGGGAAUGAUUGCGGAAAAUAAUUAAUCUAAUUAAAAUAGAUGAAUUUCUUGUAAAUUUAUGUGUAUUUUGCCGAUCGAAUGGGUUUGAAAGCACCUACAGUAUACCAAAAACAUUAUUAUACAUAAAACAUAUGUUAAUUGAUUAAAUGUAUAUAUCUUUAAGUGCCUAUUGAUCACUAUGAUAAUUUUUUAUUACCAUGUGCAAUGAUA